AUGGGGCAGUGGUACUCCCCAUUACAGGCUUUGGGAAUAUCCAUCGCUUUUUGUAUCCUCGAUAUUAUCAUCUGUAUCGUUGGCUUGGCAUGGGAUGGUCGCUUCUUCACCUUCGACAAUGUUAUCCAUUGGUUCGACUUCCAGAGCUACAGUUUCACUAGGAAUCCUAUCGACUUUCUGGUAAGUAUGACACUUGUAGGUGUUGAUGUCACGUUUAGGCUGUAUGUAUCGUCAGAAUCUGUCUACUGCUUGGUGGAGCCAUUGGCGUCUAUGCGAAUCCGUCAGUUGGAGCUCAAGCAUGCUCAAAGUACAGUAACUUGACAUUCGCUGUAGUGCUUCUAAUGAUCGCUUUCUCACCGUCAAAGUUGUUGGCCUUCUACGAACACCCGAAUCCGUUGGCAAUUGGAGAUUGGAUUCUGAUGAUCUGGUCGAUGACAGCUUGUAUGUUCGUGCAAGUAGGUCUUACCACAUAAUCUUUACCUGAAACCGGAAGUAAUUUUGCUUCAACAAAAAGAAAAACAAUUUGGAUGCGAAAGCAUAGUUUUAAAUUUAUAAAUUAAUAAAUUAAUAAAAUUUGAAAUUCAGGGAAUCUGGACUUCUGUGCUAGGAAAAGUGCGUGACGAUACCUACAGAAGACUCGAGGACCGUAACUUCUACGAAUGCGACAACGAAUAUUACGCCGAAAUGCAACGCGUAAGUUACAAAAAAGUAAAAUCUGACGUUUUUGUAGACAAGUAAAACAAUUUAUGACAUAUUAUUGUAGAGGGAAGCCAAAGAACAAGAAGAAAAGAGAGAGACCUUCACCAUGUUGUUACGUCUGUUCUCUUACAUGGCCAAAGAAUGGGUGUUCUACAUGGUAGCGUUCUCCUUCUUGUUGUUGUACUCUUUCUGUAAGUUUUGAUACUACAAACAAUUUGCAUGUAGUACACAUGUUUAAAGUAUAAUAAUGUUGUAUGCACCUUUGAUUUAACAUUGUAUUUAGCUAGAGUAUUCGCUCCAUAUUAUACUGGAGAGGUGGUUGGUGCUGUUUUUGGUGAAGGUGCUUCGUACGCCAAGCUACACGAGAAGGUGUUGAUCAUGGCUGCGUUGUGUAUGGGUAGUGCCAUCUUCGGAGGUCUUCGUGGUGGUUUCUUUACAUAUUCACAAGCCAGAGUAGACCGUCGUAUUCGUAACGACUUGUUCACUUCUUUGGUUCGACAAGAGAUCGGCUUUUUCGAUGCCAAUAAGACAGGUAGCAUAAUUAAAACUUCUUUACAUUAAUUAUUUCUGGAGUCAUUAACUACAUUCAAAUUAUUUUUGAAAUCUAAAAAAACAUUCAAAAAUUGUAAGCUAACGUAUUUUAGGAGAAAUCGUGUCACGGUUGAACGCCGACUGCCAAACAAUGUCAAACACCUUGUCGCUGUAUGUGAACGUGCUCGCACGUAACACCACCAUGUUGUUUGGCUCUCUCAUCUUCAUGUUUACUCUGUCGUGGCGUCUGUGUAUGGUCACGUUGAUUGCCGUUCCAAUCAUCUUCUUGGUUUCCAAAGUGUAUGGUGUAUAUUAUGAUGUAAGUAACGCGUGUUAUUGAGUAUUUUUGUAAACUUUACAGUCGAUGUUAUUUUUUAUGCUUUUGAUAUAAUGAUAACAAAAAUGCUUUGUUCCUCAUGAUUUGUGGAACAAAAAAUACCCUCUGAACAACAUGGGUUCAGAAAAGGUAAAAGCACACUUACUAAUACUAUUGAAACUUACGAUGAUUUAGCGUCGGCUUUCGACGCAAAAGUUACUACAGACAUAGUUUUCUUCGACUUGUCCAAAGCAUUUGAUAAAGUUUGUCACAGUAUUUUACUUUAUAAAUUAUCAAAAAUUGGUGUUAACGGCAAAUUUCUAUCUCUAUUAAAAGCAUAUCUACAUAAUCGCUCUUUUACUGUUAAAGUACAUGACUCCAGCUCUCAACCUAAAACUAUACUAACUGGUGUACCACAAGGUAGCCUCCUAGGUCCUUUAUUAUUUAACAUUUUUCUUCAUGACCUUCCUUCUUUCUGCCAAACUGAAGGAGUAACAGUUAAACUUUAUGCCGACGAUGUUAAAGCUUAUUCUCUUUCAACUAACAACCUAAAUCUUCAAAAAUUCAUCACAAAGUUUGUCUCCUAUUGCCAAAUCAAUCAACUAACUAUAAAUUAUUCUAAAUGUACAAUACUUCACAUUGGGAAGAAUAACCCUAACUUUGAUUAUGUUCUUUGCGACGACAAUGUUUUUACAAAAGCAACAUGUGUAAAAGAUUUAGGCGUCUUACUCAGUAACAAACUUUCGUUUAAUGAUCAUAUCUAUCGUUGUGUAUCAGUAGCCAAAAAACGCACUUUCCUUUUAUUUAAAUGUUUAAAAACCAAAAAUUAUAAAGUCCUUCGUCACGCUUAUAUAUGCUAUGUCCGUCCAUUAGUAGAGUACAACUGUCCCCUAUAUAAUCCAACCGUUAAAAAACUAAUAGAUUCUUUAGAAUCAGUACAGAAACUGGCAAGUAAAAUAAUAAUCUCACGUUGUUUUCCUUCAUGUUCACACUAUACCUAUUCUCUUCGUCUUGCCAAACUCGGUCUUCCCACAUUGAAAUCACGUCGUGAUAAAUUAGAUAUAAAAACUUUAAGUUCUAUAAUAAAUAACAAAAUAGUUGUAUCGUCUGCCCAAAAGCCUGUCCUGAGAGAUUCUAGGUCUAUAUUUACUCCAGGACGUGUGUUUAGGCCAACUCUUUUUUUCCUAGAUCAUUAAGACAACUAAGGGAUCAAUAGCUAUUUAAACGCUCAUCACUGUACUGUCAUUUAUCGUUAAAAAUUUUAUUUUAUAUUAUAUUGAUUUUAUGUUACAUUAUGACUUUACGAGUGAAUUUUUGAAAAUAAAUAAAUUUGUCGGUGAUUUCAGCGACUCGCCGAAGAAAGUCAAGCCUCGAUAGCCAAGGCUAACGAUGUAGCUGAAGAAGUUCUGAGUGCCGUCCGUACUGUGAAGAGUUUUGCUUGUGAACACUUUGAAUCUCUUCGAUUCCUCGGAUUCUUAAAUGUCACGUUGGGAAUUGGUGCUCGUAGAGCCAUCGCUCACAUUGGAUUCUUGUGGACGACUGAGGUAGGUAUAUCAUCACAUACGUUUAAUGCUGUCAUGAAUCAAGAUAUUAAAUUGGCUCAUUUAUUGCUUUCAGUUCUUGCAAAUGGGAAUCUUAACUGUCGUCUUGUUCUACGGUGGUCAUCUUGUAAUUCAAGGAGAGGUAAGGAGUGUACUUCUUACUGACAUACGAUUUUCAUUUAAUUUAUACCUAAUUGUAACUUAAUUUCAGAUUUCUUCCGGGUUGCUGGUCUCCUUCCUACUGUACCAAUUCCAACUUGGAGAAAACUUAAGAGUAAGUUAUUAAAACGUUAACAUAACUUGAAUACUUAGGAACUCGGCGAAGUAUGGAACGGUCUCAUGCAAGCUGUUGGAGCUUCCAGGAAAGUAUUCGAAUUGAUCGACAGAGAACCAUUAGUCACAAACGAUGGUCGUAUUGCACCAGAUGGACGUAACUCUCAAAUCGAAGGUCGAAUUGAGUUCAGACAUGUUAACUUCAGCUACCCAACCAGGCCAGACCUUCCGAUCAUGAAUGUAAGCAAAUCUUUAGCUUCUUUUGAUCUUAUAAAAUACAAUCUCAAACGCAUGACAAUACCCAAAGAUAUCAAAUGUAACCUUUACUUCAGGACUUGUCAUUCACUGUUAACCCAGGCGAAGUUGUAGCCUUGGUUGGUCCCAGUGGUGGAGGAAAAAGUUCAUGUAUCGCCAUGCUUGAGCACUUCUACGAACCGGACAGUGGAGAAGUACUACUUGACGGAGUACCAGUCAGAGAUUACGACCACAAGUUCUUGCAUAACAAGGUAAGUCCACCUUUGUACACACACAAAGUUUAGAUCGCAUUGGUCGGACAAGAACCAGUACUGUACGCACGUUCGGUACAAGACAACAUCACCUACGGAUACGAAUCCGGCUACAACAACACUGACUUAAUUCAGAAGUCCGCCAAGAUGGCCAACGCACAUACAUUCAUCAUGGACACGACUGAAGGCUACCAAACGGACGUUGGAGAAAAAGGAAGUCAAAUGUCAGGUAAGACACUAACAACAUAUACCUUUCAAAGAUUAAUAUCUAAAACUUUCAAACUAUUGUGACAUUACCAAAAUCAUUGCAAGCCUACAAUUACAUCUUCAGGCGGUCAGAAGCAAAGAAUCGCCAUUGCCAGAGCUUUGGUCAGAGAUCCAGUAGUUCUAUUGUUGGACGAAGCCACUUCAGCGUUGGAUUCAGAAUCCGAACACUUGGUCCAAGAAGCCAUUCAGAAGAACUUGCACGGUCGUACUGUAGUAAUGAUCGCUCACAGACUCAGUACAGUAGAAAACGCUGACAAGAUUGUAGUAAUAGCUGGUGGCCGUGUUGUUCAACAAGGUGUGCACAAGGACCUGAUCCAACAAGAAGGUCUCUACAAACAACUGGUACAGCGACAGAUGCUGAGUAAGUUUUGGUUGGUAAACAAUGAAAUUGUCACCAGACUUUUUUAAAAACACCUCUCAUACAUGAAAAGACAAUGUUACACAACUGUUUUCAGAUGGAAGUCUCCAAGAUCCACCCCCACCCAAGCCCGUCCCCGCCCCAGCUCGUUCUCGACAGAUCCGCCAGAGUCGAGAGUCUACCUCGCAAGCUCAAAGCUUCUUAGGCACCAGUUUGGCUAGUUCUUAUCUCUAA
Bursaphelenchus okinawaensis is the source of this 4725-nucleotide messenger RNA. NCBI's taxonomy places the organism in Eukaryota, Metazoa, Nematoda, Chromadorea, Rhabditida, Aphelenchoididae. The record is from the annotation of a GenBank genome assembly.